Plasmodium cynomolgi strain B is the source of this 1731-nucleotide messenger RNA. Its product is annotated as thiamin-phosphate pyrophosphorylase. The record is from RefSeq and is a predicted model, not a curated record. Lineage: Eukaryota; Apicomplexa; Aconoidasida; Haemosporida; Plasmodiidae. Gene Ontology annotation, biological process: thiamine biosynthetic process. Gene Ontology annotation, molecular function: thiamine-phosphate diphosphorylase activity. The transcript has 2 exons. Bases 1 to 1731 code for a protein of 576 amino acids. Gene Ontology annotation, cellular component: cytoplasm.
AUGAAGAAGAGUUUUAGUUUACCUGGGUUGCUCGGCUUGCCCCACUGGCCCAGCCAGAGCCGCCGCCUCCGCUUCCCUCCCUUUCGCUGCCUCUCCACGCGGUGCAGCUCGUCAGGGAGACUUGUGGACUACUCCCUGUACCUCGUGACGGAUGACAAAUUCUUGGCGGAUAAGCAGAACGUGUGCCGCAAGCUGAUUGGGAAGGUGAGGGAAGGAGUUCUUGGAGGAGUUGGGCUGGUGCAGCUGAGGCUGAAGAAGGCAGAUGACAGAUAUUUUUACAACACAGCCGUAAGGAUGAAGAACCUGCUAGGUAAAUACAAAGUCCCAUUAAUAAUAAAUAACAGAAUAGAUAUCUGUUUAGGUGUAGAUGCUGAUGGAGUGCAUGUGGGUAGAACAGACUUGCCCAUCAAAGUCGCGAGGGACAUCCUAGGAGGAGAAAAAAUCAUCGGCGCAACCAUAAAUUUUAGCAAUGACGAGGACAUUCAGAUGGCCCUCAACAAUGACGUGGAUUACAUAGCGCAUGAACACACAUUAUAUGAAUCCACCACGAAGGAAAUUGCAGCUUCUCAUCACGAGGGGAUGAAACAACAAAUACACAUGCUACUGUGUAGGAUAAAGCAUCUGCAAGAAAGAGGAAAAAUUUACAAGCCAAGUUUAGACUCAAAGGCUCCACCUAUUAUACUUAUUGGAGGCAUUAACAACAUGAACAUUGAGGAAACUAUGACCCAUUUUUGUCACUCCUGUGCAGGGGUUGCAGUUGUGUUAAGGUUUGUAAUAGAUAAACAUAAAAAAGGUUACAACGACGCGUUUGUGAAUCUGUGCGUGAGCUGUUUGCGUCACGUUUUUUGGACCAACUUAGAGAGCGACAUGAAAGGGGCGCACACCAGUUGGGUGGGGGGACCACCCAUGGAGACAUCACAGAGUGAGGCAAAAGGCGGUAACUUUCGAUUAGUUACAAAUAUGGACGUUAAAAAAAACGUUCACCACUUUUUUGAAAAUAAUCUUGAUUUGAAAAUUGUGCAAUUAAAUCAGCCCGUUGUGUGCAGUUCCGCUGGGGGGAGCAAAAUUUUCCUGUUCUGUUCGAGGCGCACGGGUGUAGCGGGGGAAGCAAGAGCCAGAGAAGCAACCGACACAACUGACGCAACUGACGCAACUGACACAGCUGACGCAACUGGCGCAACUGACGCGGCUGACGCGGGAGAGGGUCGUUACCUCCACGGUGAAGGCAAAAGAACGCCCAUUUCGCACGACCCGUGUGUAAGCAAGUGGAUUCAGCAAAAUAAAAAAAUUGCAAACGGGGUCUUCAUUCUUAUAGGCGAGGAUUUCUUAGCCCUAUUCCGAAAAUUUUUGGCGCCCGAAUUUUUCCGCAUGAACAAUUUUGUUGUUAUCACGAUGCGGGAACAAAGCGGCUGGGAGACGGUGCGGUGUGACGUGCGUGGCGCUUCCAUACAGUUCAGUAACAAUUUAAUCAAUGUCGCGUUGAAGAAUAUCCACGUGAACAGUGAGGCAGUGAACCGCUUUGCCAUUUUGCUCGCAUAUUUUUUAAUGGUGCAGGAAAAGAUGAAGCAGGGAUGGCCCCAGUUUUUAACCCAAAUUGUGGGGGAGGGAGAAGCAACGGCGGACGCAGGGGAAGAAGGAAAGCUUCUCAAAUUAGCCGCUGCGGUGAACAUGUCGUUCGAGGUGCUUUCAAAUGAGCACACGGAGUUGGGGUUGGCGGCCUUCUCCUCGUAG